Aphis gossypii (cotton aphid) is the source of this 674-nucleotide messenger RNA. Its product is annotated as histone H2A-like. The transcript has a single exon. Lineage: Eukaryota; Metazoa; Arthropoda; Insecta; Hemiptera; Aphididae. Gene Ontology annotation, cellular component: nucleosome. Gene Ontology annotation, molecular function: structural constituent of chromatin; DNA binding; protein heterodimerization activity. The record is from RefSeq and is a predicted model, not a curated record. Bases 142 to 621 code for a protein of 159 amino acids.
GUGUUUAAUGAAAAUACUCGUUUCUCCAGUAACAAAUACCGUGAUGAUGUCGAUUAAAAACGACAUGGUUUCGAUAGUAGUGUCAAUGUAUUCGGUGUCGUUUUAUAGCGUCAUACCGUUUAAAAUUGUCCAAUCGUGAUAAUGUUUUCCAGUUUUCGACUAUAUAACGGCUGCCAUAUCGGUAUGAGCACACACACCAUCAACGUACACGGUACCGAACAGUCGUUUAUCAAAACUACAAUCAUGAGCGGAAGAGGCAAAGCAGGCAAAUCCAAAGGAGGUAAAUCCAAGACCAGGUCGUCCCGUGCCGGACUCCAGUUCCCGGUCGGUCGUAUCCACCGUCUGUUGAGAAAAGGAAACUACGCCGAACGUGUCGGAGCCGGAGCACCAGUGUACUUGGCCGCCGUCAUGGAAUAUUUGGCAGCUGAAGUAUUGGAGUUGGCCGGUAACGCAGCCCGUGACAACAAGAAGUCUCGUAUCAUCCCCAGACAUUUGCAAUUGGCCAUCAGGAAUGACGAGGAAUUGAACAAAUUGUUGUCCGGCGUUACCAUCGCCCAAGGCGGUGUAUUGCCAAAUAUCCAAGCUGUUCUAUUACCAAAGAAAACCGAAAAGAAAGUUUAAUUAUUUCAAGUUUUGACUAUUCCAAAUUAUGUCUAUUAAAAAGGCCCUUUUCA